Scleropages formosus (Asian bonytongue) is the source of this 1282-nucleotide messenger RNA. It is a transcript of the gene dsn1, whose product is annotated as DSN1 component of MIS12 kinetochore complex. The coding region runs from base 14 to 1006 and encodes 330 amino acids. Gene Ontology annotation, biological process: chromosome segregation; cell division. Gene Ontology annotation, cellular component: MIS12/MIND type complex. NCBI's taxonomy places the organism in Eukaryota, Metazoa, Chordata, Actinopteri, Osteoglossiformes, Osteoglossidae. The transcript has 11 exons. The record is from RefSeq and is a predicted model, not a curated record.
UCUAGAAUCUAAAAUGGCGGAGCGGCCAGCAACUGAGAAGAUAGCAGAGCGCUGCCAGGCUCCAGAUGAACAGUCGCAGGGCUCUUUGAGGAGCGCAAAGAGGAGCCCGAGUAGAAGUCCCACCCUGGAGCCCCCACCGAAAUCCCCAUCUACGAUCCAUUCAGACACCUCGCUCCUCCUGCCACCAGGAGAGGGGCUGCCGGAUGGUUUGCUAGGAGAGGUGCGGGACCAGGGUCCGACACUCAGCCCUCGCACUAGGAGGAAGUCCUGGAGGAGGUCAGCCAGAGGGAGGCGCUCUCUGGUUCCCCUACCAGGCAGUGCCCACGCCCUGUGUAAGACCAUCAGUGUGACUCUGUCUGAGGAAGAGAGGCUGGAGCAGCUAAUUGAAGAAUCCCUAAAGCUGGCUGUGCAGAAACUGGGGGAUCUCCUGUACUCCACCCCUGGGGCUGACCUGGACCUCUUUCAGAAGCACAAGGAGUCUGUGGAACUGGAGUGGAAGUGUGUGGCCAAAGAGUUCAGGACAACUUUGCAGACCCGGUCAUUUCCGGAGAGGGAUCCUGAGGCAGAGAUGGCAAUGGAGCGCAUACGCAAGUCCAUUAGCAGCCUGCAGGCAGAGUGUGCAUGCUGGGAGGCCCUGCUAGAGAAACACCGUGCUAAAGCGGAGGAGCUGACACGGCAUGUGGAGCAGGGCCGCACCUUGGGCCUUACCUUGGACCCAGCCAGAGUUGGCCAGUCCUCCCAGUGCCAGUUCAUCCAGAGCAAGCCAGACUACAACAGUGUUCUGCACAGACAGCGGUCGGUGCUCCACAACAUGGAGCUGCUGAUGGACACUCACUGCAAGAUUGUAAGGGAGCUACUGUCCUUCCAGGAAGAGUGUCAGAUGGCUGUCGCAAAGAGAAGCCGCCAACUGGCUUCUGCUGCUGGUUUCCUGGACAUAUCCUUCUCCCGUCAAGAAAUUGAUCCAGGUCACCACCCAAUCUUCCCAGUGAGCUCCCACACACCAUAGCAGCAGGCUUCCCAAUCGUCUGUCACCCAAACCAGGAAAAGCUCAAAAAUCACCUGUACAGUGCCUGUGUUUGUUUUCAUUGCUGUAUUCAUCCUAUAUUGAGUGCUGAUUGUGUUUCGAGUUAUUCUUAUUGGCACACAUGGCAUGUGAAAGUUUCAUAUGUAGUUAGUCCUUUUGCUUCUUUGGUGAAUACUGUCAAAUUCAUUCAACACUAGAUGGCAGUGUUGUCCGAAUUACUGUAUUCAAGAAUUUAGUGCUCUCCUUUUUCAGUGUAUU